Cebus imitator (Panamanian white-faced capuchin) is the source of this 1035-nucleotide messenger RNA. RefSeq lists its product as uncharacterized. The coding region runs from base 1 to 879 and encodes 292 amino acids. NCBI's taxonomy places the organism in Eukaryota, Metazoa, Chordata, Mammalia, Primates, Cebidae. The record is from RefSeq and is a predicted model, not a curated record. The transcript has 4 exons.
AUGGGGAUGGAAGCAUCUUUGGAGAUAGGCAAGGAAGGAGCUCUGGCCAAGUUCUUAGCCUUCCCCAUGACCUUGCCCUCAGGGUCCUUGUCGUUGUGCACCGUGUCUGGUGCCCUGCUGUGUUGGUUGGGACCCCCAGCAACCCUCUGGCACUUUGGCUAUUUCUCUGAAUGUCCCUGCCUGUGGAAGAAGACACGUGCCACUCUGGGCCCUGGACCCCUCAUCCAGCCAGCUCCAUGGAUCCCAAGGCUGUCUCGAUCUAUCCAGAGCCCCAAAGCCACCUGCGGGCAAGCAUGCCUGUUUCUCCCUCCCCUUUGCUCAUCCUGGUGGAGCACUCAUUGGCCAGUCAGCGUCCUUGGUGCUGGGAACACAGCAAGUCCACGAGACAGGCAAGGACCCUGCUUGGAACGCUGCCUAUUGAGGUGCACAGAGAGAGAAGUUGGUCUUUGCUUCUCAGAGAGAGAAGAUGCUGGCAGCUGGCAGGGGGCGUCCUCCCAUACCCUCCAGAGAGCGGCCCCGUUUGGCUCUGCAGGUUUGCGGUGGGCAGUGAAAGUAUCUGCUGACAAAUCACCCAAGGUCGGUUUGGAAGCCCAGAGUCCCAUACAAACGUGGGACGAAAAAAGACCUGUCACGAAGGCUGCGCUACGUGUCCAGCUGCCCGCCCCGAGCGCCGCUCCAGUUCACUGUCCUUUGGUAGGGGAGAGGGAGGAGGCUCGGGAACCAAGAAGACGAAUCCAGGUGGACUACUCGGAUACGAAGUUCUCCCGCCCGGACGCCACGGGCCGCCGCGUCGAGGGAGCGCGGGCCCCGGGCGCCCCCUGGAGGUUGUACCGGCCUCGGCCGCGCAGCGCAGACCGAGGAGGGCGCUGGUGUUACUAAGAACGCCAGCUGGUCAACUGAAAACACACCUUCCAAAAAAACCCUCAAAGGGCAGGGACAGAAGCAUUUGAAAUGAAACACCAGGGCCAGGCGCGGUGGCUCACUCCUGUAAUCCCAGCACUUUGGGAGGUCGAGGUGGGUGGAUCACCUGAGGUC